This is a messenger RNA of Necator americanus (New World hookworm), 1629 nucleotides long. RefSeq lists its product as uncharacterized. Gene Ontology annotation, cellular component: cytoplasm. The transcript has 16 exons. NCBI's taxonomy places the organism in Eukaryota, Metazoa, Nematoda, Chromadorea, Rhabditida, Ancylostomatidae. Bases 1 to 1629 code for a protein of 542 amino acids. The record is from RefSeq and is a predicted model, not a curated record.
AUGAAGCGAAGACAAAUUAUUCUAUGGAGAGAUUAUGCGGACAUUCGUUGCGAUAAGAAAGUGCUGAACCACUUGAAGAGUGAGUACCUUAGCACGGUCAGAGGUGAGUGGCGUUUCAGGAAAUCUCCUGACUUUUAUUGCGAAAUGAGCUGGGAAUUUGCGAGUUGGGUUCCCUUUAUCAGUCGAAUGUGUCCUUCUGAUACUUACAAGAUUUACAAACAAGGUUCAAAAGUUAGGAUUGAUACGACGCUAGUCGGAUUUGAAGCUUCAAGCUGGAAACGAGGAAAUCAAACCUAUAUAUUUCGAUUGGAUGAAAAUGAAGCGCCACAGUUCAUAAUUGUUGACCACGAAUCAAAAACGGCAACCAUUCAAACUCUCCGUGAUGAUGAGCCCUUUGAAGAUUUUGUACCCACUGAAAGUGCAGUGGAACUACGGAUGACAUCGCCAAUAUCGACUACUUUCAUUGAUGUGGACAAAAUCGGCUUUGAACGAUCUUACCGAGGUGGCCUACUUGGCUGGAUAAGCAGUACUGAGAAAACGGAGACAAUCGAUGAAUUUGAAUGCAAGGUUUUCAACGCAUCAAACGUGAACCUUGUAACUAAAACUAGAAAAGAGCAUUUGUCGGAACAGGAUUGCUCGCGCGCAAGGCAGGAUGAGAAUCCGAAUCUCCUUUCUAAUCUCUUGAGUACAAUUGUUAGGACAGAAACAAGCGAGGAGUCUACCACUGACAAUUUGAUUGAUAGCGGUCUGACUGUAGAUGAAUACUUGGAUGAAGAAUUUCCUCUAAACGGUGACAUCGGCAGACCUAAACGAGUAACGAAGAAGUCGAAUAAUUUCAAGGCGACACUGUGGUUGGCUGAGGACUACCCACUUUCAUUCCAAGAACAAGUGAUGCCUAUAGUUGACUUGAUGGCUGCUAAUAGUGCCCAUUUCGCACGCUUACACAAUUUUAUACGUAUGCAACUACCGGCAGGUUUUCCCGUGAGAAUAGAGAUUCCACUAUUCCACGUCGUCAGCGCAAAAAUCACCUUUGGACAGAUCAAUGAACCAGGUCCUUUCGUGACUCCUCUUGAGACCACGACCGGUUUCAAAGUUACGGCUGUUGCUAUAGAUGAUGACCUCUUCAAGAUACCAGUAUCAUAUCGAACCAUUGAUGAAAUUAAUGCGACUCUGUGGUGGCCGGAGGAUGAACAGGACAUGUCAAGUUUGCAUGGCGGCGCUGCUCCUAGUUAUCACCCUUCCAUGCAGCAGCAAGAAGAGAUGCUUUUGCAGCUUGCAAUUCAGGAGAGUUUCCGAAGUGGUGGAUCGGAUACCUCUGCUUACUCCAGUAUAGGUCAGCUAGUUACUAAUGCAGUACCAGCAUAUGAUGAGGAGGCUGAGGAACAAAGACAACUAGCCUUAGCAAUAGAGGAAAGCCUCCGUAUGUCUGGGUUACCUCCAACUGAGCCUAACGUGGUCGCAGACGAGCCCGAGGAUAGUCUCGCUUUGGCAUUGCGUCUCUCACGUGACGAAGAGCAGCGGCGAAAAGAAGAAGCACAAAGAGAGGAGGAAGAGCUUGAAAGAAUUUUGCAGUUGUCACUGGAACGCGGUGGUUCGGCAGCCCUUCUAGUCGGUGAGAGUGGCCUUUGA